UCUGACCAUUUUAAACCUCUGAGAGACGUUUUGAGUUUCAGCCUGAUGAUAUCUAUAAACAGGCUAUUUUCUAGAUGGUCACUUCUGGAUGAGAUGUUUGCAGUUGUUUUCUUCGGCUUGUCUUUGAUGACAUGGCACCCCGGGGUAACCGCAGAGGAGAAGGUGAACCAGCGUGUCACUGGAGCUGUGACCCCAGAAGCAGUUGACUGCCAGUUGAGCAACUGGUCAGAAUGGACAGAUUGUUUUCCAUGUCAGAACAAAAAGUACCGACACCGGAGCCUUUUGCAGCCGAGCAAGUUUGGGGGAGCCAUCUGCAGUGGUGACAUCUGGGAUGAGGCCAGCUGUGACAGCCCUACACCUUGUCUGAGGCAAGAACAGUGUGGACAGGAUUUCCAGUGUAGAGAGACAGGUCGAUGCCUAAAACGCCACUUGAUAUGUAAUGGAGACAUGGACUGCCUCGAUGGCUCUGAUGAGGACAACUGUGAGGAUUCCAGGGUCAUUGAGGAUGACUGUCAUCAAUAUGAACCAAUCCCAGGAUCAGAAAGGGCAGCCUUGGGGUACAAUAUCCUGACUCAAGAAGAAGCCCAGAGUGUGUACGAUGCCAAGUAUUAUGGGGGCCAGUGUGAGACUGUGUACAAUGGGGACUGGAGGAGGCUCCGGUACGACCCCACCUGUGAGCGCUUCUACUAUGGAGACGAUGAGAAAUACUUCCGGAAACCCUACAACUUCCUUAAGUACCACUUUGAAGCCCUGGCAGAUACCUUAAUCUCCUCAGAGUUUUAUGAUGAUGCAAAUGACCUGUUUUCUAAAAUAAAAAAUGACAAGUCAAAGUCAGAUGGCAUCACCUUUGGCAUAGGUAUAGCAAAAAUUCCUAUAACACUGGAGGGGAAUGUAGCCUGGUCCAAUGAAUCUUCAUUCUUGAAGGAGUUAAGCAAGUAUAAUGAGAAGAGAUUCAGCUUCAUGAGAGUGUCUACAACGGUACAGACCGCCCGUUUUAAGAUGAGGAGGCACAAUAUCGUUCUGGACGAAGGAAUGCAGCAGUCACUAAUGGAGCUCCCAGAGGAGUUCAACUAUGGCAUGUAUGCCAAGUUCAUCAAUGACUACGGCACCCACUACAUCACCUCUGGAACCAUGGGUGGCAUUUAUGAGUAUGUUCUGGUGCUGGACAAAGAGAAAAUGAAAGCUCAUGAUCUUACCCUGGAAGAUAUCAAAGAAUGCGCUGGAGGUUCCGGGGGCCUGACGUUUGAGAAAACUGCCACCUUUGAAGGAAGUCUAUCAGGACAGUCUUGUGAAAAGUUUGGAGGCGGCAAAAGUGACAAAGCAAAGGCAGAUUUGGCGGUGGAGAACAUCAUUUCUCGGGUGAAAGGUGGAAGUUCUGGCUUGAGCGGUGGCUUGACACAAAACAGCAGUGCCAUUACAUACCGGUCCUGGGGGAGAUCGUUAAAGUAUAACCCUGUUGUUAUCGAUUUUGAGAUACAGCCCAUCCACCAGCUGCUGCGGCACACAAACCUGGGACCCCUGGAGACCAAACGUCAGAACCUGCGCCGGGCUUUGGACCAGUACCUGAUAGAAUUCAAUGCCUGCCGCUGCGGGCCCUGCUUCAACAAUGGGGAGCCCAUACUCCAGGGCACCAGCUGCCGGUGUCAGUGUAGCAUGGGUCGGCAUGGCCCUGCCUGUGAGCAGAUGGGAGUUAUAGGAGUCAUAGCAGAUGGCCGCUGGAGCUGCUGGAGUUCCUGGUCAGAAUGCAGAGCAGGUUCGCAGGAGAGGAGGAGAGAGUGCAACAACCCCGCACCCCAGAAUGGAGGUGCUCCGUGCCCAGGAAAGAGCAUGCAGACACAGGCCUGCUGAGUGCCUCUGGAUGCAGCCUGGGAAGGAGGCCAAAGAUGCUGCUGACUGUCCUGGCUGCUGUGCGGGACUGACUCCUGCUCUGAGUGAAUGCCAACCAACAAAGACCAUUUUCUUCAGAAACCUGUGAAUUUUUUGUAAUAUAAACCUCAUAAUUCUUAGUCUCUACUAAUUAUAUAGCUUCAAAGCUGCCCCCCCAUUCCAGGGGGUUGUCACCCCUUACUUCUCAGAACCACCUUUCUAUUGUGUUCAGGAUGCUUAACAAUAACUUGAGUGGUUUAGAUACAUCAGAAAUUAUUCCUCACAAUUCGGGAGGCAUCAACGGGAAAAAUCAAGGUUCCAGCAGGUCUAGGGGAUGAAGAGGGAGUGUUUCAUUUUAUAUGUGUCCUUUUGUUGUGUUCUCACAUUGUGGAGGGCUAGGGAGUCUUUCAGCCUCUUUAAUAAGGACACUAGUCCUUCUCACGAGAGCAUUGCCUUCAUGUCUUAGUCAUAAAUCCCAGCCUACUCAUUCCACACUAGGUGUAGGACUUCCAUGUAUGAACUUACAGACCCCAACAUUCAGAUCCCUCAGCAUAUUCAUGAGGCUCUCUAAUCUGCUUCUCCCAGAAAGCAAUCAUAUUCGAAGGCAGAAACUGUGCAAGUUUUAUCAGCACAGUGUCUUCAGAGGGCAAGGGUAUGCAUUGCAGCCCUCAAGAGUCUUGUCGCUGGACAAGCAGAUAGUCCAAGUGUCAGUUCAUGGUUGACACCUGCAUUGGUCAGCCUCAAAGAGCUGCAGGUGGACUUGGGAGGGUCAAUCAGUGAAGAUCAAAACCCAUUCCCCUGAUCUUCCUGAGAAAAACCAAUCACAGCAGCCAGGCUAGUGUUCGCACACACCCUAAACCUUGCACAUGUUCAACACAGUUGCCAGCUGCCUUAAUUAGGGUUUCUAUUGCUGUGAUAAAAUACCAUGAGCAAAAGCAACUUUGGAGGAAAGGGAUUAUUUCAGCUUACAUGUCCCACCCACAGCCAUCAUGAAGAGAAGUCACGGCAGGAACUCAAGGCAGGAACCCGAAGGCAAGAACCCAAAGGCAGGAACUGAAGCAGAGACCAUGGAGGGGUGCUGCUAAUUGACUUUCUCCUCAUGGUUUGCUCAUCGUGCUUUCCACGACCACCUUCCUAGGAAUGGCAACAUCCACACUGAGCUGGGCCCGCCUCCAUCAAUCACUAAUUAAGAAAACACACCACACACUUGCUCACAGGCCAGUCUAGUGGGUGCAUUCUCUCAAUUGGAAGUUCCCUCUUCCAAAAUGUGUCAAGUUGACAGAAAACUAGCUAAACCAAUAUCCCAGGCUUACCCCUGCCUUCUCUUCAAAGUUGGUUGAAUUCAUAGCUUGGAAGCCUUUGGAAACAGAGUUCCAACUGUGUACAUAAAAAAAGAGGAGACUCUUGGGCCAUUGGGAAUGAAUAAAUGAAUUGUUAACAUCAGCGAAUGUAGUGCCCAAAUAAAUGCUGAAGGAGAGCAACA
Psammomys obesus (fat sand rat) is the source of this 3349-nucleotide messenger RNA. RefSeq names its product complement C8 alpha chain (gene C8a). The transcript is spliced from 11 exons. Gene Ontology annotation, biological process: immune response. Gene Ontology annotation, cellular component: membrane attack complex. NCBI's taxonomy places the organism in Eukaryota, Metazoa, Chordata, Mammalia, Rodentia, Muridae. Gene Ontology annotation, molecular function: protein binding. The record is from RefSeq and is a predicted model, not a curated record. The coding region runs from base 46 to 1848 and encodes 600 amino acids.